Molecule: messenger RNA, 1803 nt
Organism: Hibiscus syriacus
Lineage: Eukaryota; Viridiplantae; Streptophyta; Magnoliopsida; Malvales; Malvaceae
Product: probable polyamine transporter At1g31830
Exons: 2
Coding region: 333-1751 (472 amino acids)
Biological process (GO): transmembrane transport
Cellular component (GO): membrane
Molecular function (GO): transmembrane transporter activity
Source: RefSeq, a predicted model, not a curated record
AUAAAAUAUCUUUCUUUUUAGUUAUACACAGUUUCCGAUCAAUUGGAAGUUGUGGGGAAAGUUAUAUGUACUUUCUUUGAAAUGGAAACUCUGUUCUGUGUUUUAAGCAAUGAGUUUCUGGGAUACAAGUAUCUCAACUCAUGGUUCAUGUUUUUAUAAUUUUUGUUCAUGAAAGUUGCUGCUGAUCCAUCUCUAUUUGAAGUGCUUUGUUUCAUAUUGCUAUAUGCAGCUGAGCUUUGGCUACCGUGAAGGAAAUUUUUUUUUUGGUAUUUUCAUGUGCUUUCAGAAUUCUAAAAUUGAGACACACACCAAAGGCAAGGGCUUCUGUUGCGAUGGGGCAGUAUUUUGGUGCUGAAUAUGUUACUAUUGGUGAAGCGCCAACUACCACGGUAGAUAACUUUAAGAAAGUAUCGGUUUUACCACUUAUUUUCUUGAUCUUCUAUGAGGUUUCCGGAGGACCAUUCGGGGUUGAGGACAGUGUCCAAGCUGCUGGACCAUUUCUUGCUCUUCUUGGAUUUUUGGUGUUUCCAUUCAUCUGGAGCAUUCCAGAAGCGUUAAUUACUGCUGAGAUGGGCACUAUGUUCCCCGAAAAUGGUGGUUAUGUUGUUUGGGUUUCAUCGGCAUUAGGUCCCUAUUGGGGGUUUCAGCAAGGCUGGAUGAAAUGGCUGAGUGGGGUCAUUGAUAAUGCUUUAUAUCCCGUUUUGUUUCUUGACUAUUUGAAGUCCGGAAUCCCUGCUGUAGGAGGUGGUUUACCUAGAAUCUUCGCUGUCCUAGCUUUGACUUUAGUUCUCACAUACAUGAACUAUAGGGGUUUAACCAUUGUAGGAUGGGUUGCUGUGCUUCUUGGGGUUUUCUCGAUCCUUCCUUUUGUGGUCAUGGGGCUUGUUUCGAUUCCAAAAUUAGAGCCUUCAAGAUGGCUUGUCGUAGACACACAUCAUGUCGAUUGGAAUUUAUAUUUGAAUACACUCUUUUGGAAUCUAAACUAUUGGGACUCAAUUAGUACACUUGCUGGAGAGGUGGACAACCCUAAGAAAACUCUCCCGAAUGCCUUGUUUUAUGCUUUGAUCUUGGUGGUUCUUGGAUAUUUCUUUCCGCUAUUAGUUGGUACAGGGGCUCUUCCCCUUGAUCGUGAGUUAUGGACUGAUGGUUAUUUCUCGGACAUUGCUAAAAUUAUCGGUGGAGUUUGGUUGAGAUGGUGGAUCCAAGCAGCUGCAGCAAUGUCGAAUAUGGGGAUGUUUGUGGCUGAGAUGAGCAGUGACUCUUUCCAACUUUUGGGAAUGGCCGAGCGCGGGAUGCUACCAGAGUUCUUUAGCAAGAGGUCUCGCUACGGAACUCCUCUAACUGGGAUCCUAUUUUCAGCUUCAGGCGUUUUAUUGUUGUCAUGGUUGAGCUUUCAAGAGAUUGUAGCUGCGGAGAACUUCUUGUACUGUUUCGGGAUGAUUUUGGAGUUCAUAGCAUUUGUUCGGUUAAGGAUGAAAUAUCCAUCUGCAUCGCGACCUUACAAAAUACCCGUGGGGACGGUCGGCUCAAUCCUUAUGUGCAUUCCUCCGACCAUAUUGAUUUUUGUUGUGUUGGCUCUUUCUUCGCUCAAAGUUGCAGUGAUUAGCCUCGUGGCUGUUGCAAUCGGGCUGGUAAUGCAACCUGGUCUCAAGUACGUCGAGAAAAGAAGAUGGCUCAAGUUCUCUACUAGUGCAAAACUUCCCGACUUAAACGUUCCUGGUGACGACGACACCGAUCCCAUAAUAAGAUGACAUUAAAACUCCAAGGUAAAGUUGUUGGUUGAUUCCCCAGGCCUUAAUCUUC